Molecule: messenger RNA, 4082 nt
Organism: Symsagittifera roscoffensis
Lineage: Eukaryota; Metazoa; Xenacoelomorpha; Acoela; Convolutidae
Product: dihydropyrimidine dehydrogenase [NADP(+)]-like
Exons: 13
Coding region: 487-3663 (1058 amino acids)
Biological process (GO): 'de novo' pyrimidine nucleobase biosynthetic process; uracil catabolic process; thymine catabolic process
Cellular component (GO): cytosol; cytoplasm
Molecular function (GO): uracil binding; iron-sulfur cluster binding; NADP binding
Source: RefSeq, a predicted model, not a curated record
AUUGUACACUGCAUGAAUUCGUAUGCAUCAAGACAUCCGUGUUUGAAAACGUGGCAGGCAAGCCAAAUUGUUUGUUUUAAGUCUAACCGAUGGUACAAAUUAAGUUCACCAAAAUACACCAAUGAGGAAAGGUCAUACAAACUUACAGGUCAUACAAAAGUAAUGAGAAAAGAUCAUAAAAUGUAUGAAGCUUACACUGAACCACUGUAAAAUAUCGAGGAGUUACAGUAGAAAUUAUCAUGCAAAUAUACUUAAAAUGCAAAUGGAGCAAAUAUAGUUAUCAGCUCAGGUUAAUGGCGUGUACCUGAUAAUUCUAUUUACAGAAAAUCAUUUGAGCCGAAGUAGCAAAUUGAUUUUGGAGUCAUAACUUUUAUGAACUGAUAAGUUCAUUGCUCGGGACUAGCUAAGUUAAGCUUUGGAUUAGUAAUACUUGUAUUGGAGUAAUUAAAAUUUUAAUGACAAAUUAAAUUUGAUCAAAUUCUUACCAUGUCACCGACUGCUGGGUUUUUGAGCCGGGAUCCGACCGAUAUCGAAAGUCUUCUGUCACUGAACCCAAGAGUCAAAUCAACGGCUUCAGUGAAGCCAACAAAAAGCACAAAAGUUGAAAAACAACACUGGAAACGCAAUGUUAAUAUCAACGCCGCUACUUCAUGUGGGUCAAAAUGUAGCUCGGAUUCAAUUUUGACGAACGAUUUCUCCGAUAUUAAACAUACUACUCUAAGCGAACGAGCUGCGUUGCGAGAAGCAAACCGAUGUUUAAAAUGUGCCGAUGCGCCGUGUCAGAAAAGCUGUCCUACUCAGUUAGAUAUAAAAUCAUUUAUAACUAGCAUCGGUAACAAGAAUUACUACGGCGCAGCCAAGUCGAUUUUCUCCGAUAACCCCCUCGGGUUAACGUGUGGAAUGGUUUGCCCUACAAGUGAUUUGUGUGUGGGUGGGUGCAAUUUAUACGCUUCGGAGGAAGGACCUAUCAAUAUAGGGGGUUUGCAGCAGUUCGCGACCGAAAUCCUCCAGAAACUGCGUAUUCCGCAAAUCGUGGCACCAGAUAUAGUCACGAAGACUAAAAAUGACCCAAGUUAUGAUUCGAAAGUAGCUUUAGUUGGAUGCGGUCCUGCGAGUAUAAGCUGUGCCACGUUUUUGGCACGACUGGGAUACCGAGACGUGACAAUUUAUGAACGGAACUCAUAUGUCGGCGGAUUAAGUUCGUCUGAAAUUCCUCAAUAUCGGCUUCCGUUUAAUGUCGUGUCAUAUGAAGUAGAGCUCAUGGAAAACAUUGGUGUUAAAAUUGAGUUCAACAAAAGUCUCGGAAAGGAUUUUACGGUUGAAAAGUUGAUGUCCGAAAAUAAAGCAGUGUUUUUGGGGUUCGGACUUCCAGAACCGAAACUGAUCCCAGCGUUUGACAAUCUUACUGCUGAAAAUGGAUUUUACACCUCGAAAGAUUUCUUACCACUUGUGACCCAGUCUAGUAAACCCGAAAUGUGCGGUUGUAAGACACCGAAACUUCCGGUUUUGUCUGGCAGGGUAAUUGUUCUCGGAUGCGGCGACACUGCCUUUGAUUGUGCGACGUCAGCGCUACGUUGCGGGGCCUCGAAGGUCUUGGUUGUUUUCCGUCGUGGAUUCUCAAACAUCCGUGCGGUGCCUGAAGAGAUGCAGUUGGCGGUGGAAGAGAAGUGUGAGUUUGUCCCGUUUUUGUCUCCCAAGAGAGUGAUUGUGAAGUGUGGUAAGAUUAUGGGCAUGAAGUUCUUAAGAACUGAAGAGAAUGAGAGUGGACGGUUUGUGGAGGAUCCAGAGCAGGAGGCUACAAUUAAGGCCAACUAUGUGAUCUCGGCGUUUGGCUCUGGCCUGACGGACCCUGUGUUGAGAGAUGCGAUGAGUCCCCUGCCCUUCGACCAGUGGGGUCUCCCACUUGUCAAUGACAAGGAUAUGUCCACUUCCGUACCAGGAGUGUUUGUGGGCGGGGAUCUGGCGGGAGUGGCCAACACUACUGUGGAAUCAGUCAACGAUGGGAAGACGGCCGCCAUGUCCAUACACAAGUACAUACAAGGAACGGAUUCCUCGGCCAUCUCUAGUGGUCUUCCCCAGUUCUGUUCGGCUGUGGAUCUGGUGGACAUCUCAGUGGACAUUUGUGGCCUCCACUUGCCCAACCCCUUCGGACUGGCCAGUGCCCCUCCCACCACCACCUCCGCCAUGAUCAGGAGGGCAUUCCAACAGGGUUGGGGUUUUGUGCUGACGAAGACGUUUGGCCUGGACAAGGACAUAGUGACUAAUGUGUCGCCCAGAAUAGUGAGGGGCACUACAUCUGGCCACAUGUAUGGACCUGGCCAGGGCUCAUUUCUCAACAUAGAACUCAUCAGUGAGAAGAGUUGUGCCUACUGGUGUCAGAGUGUGCGUGAAUUGAAGCGUGACUUCCCCUCCCAGAUAGUGAUUGCAUCCAUCAUGUGUUCCUUCGACGAGGCAGAUUGGACUGAGCUGGCCAAGAGGGCGGAGGAGAGUGGGGCCGAUGCCCUGGAACUCAAUCUUUCCUGCCCACAUGGAAUGGGAGAGAAGGGCAUGGGUUUGGCUUGUGGUCAGGAUCCGGAACUUGUGCAGGCCAUAUGUCAGUGGGUGAGGACUGCUGUGUCUAUACCAUUCUUCGCCAAACUCACCCCCAACGUCACCAGCAUCGUCGCAAUUGCCAAGGCUGCCCAGGAUGGAGGGGCCGAUGGGGUGACUGCGACCAACACAGUGUCUGGCCUGAUGGGUCUGGAUGCGGGAGGCAGUGCAUGGCCCAAAGUGGGCAUUCAGCAGAGAACCACUUACGGAGGAGUUUCCGGCAAUGCAAUUCGUCCGAUUGCGUUGAAGGCGGUGUCUGCAAUCAGCAAAGCACUCCCUGGCUACCCUGUGUUAGCUACUGGGGGAAUAGACUCAGCCGAGGUGGCACUCCAGUUCAUUCACGCGGGCGCAGCUGCAGUCCAAAUAUGCAGCGCUGUCCAGAACCAGGACUUCACACUGAUCGACGACUACUGUUCUGGACUUCGGACCCUGCUGUACCUAAAGAGUCUGGAUUUGGACUCCCUCGGAUGGAAUGGACAGAGUCCCCCCACCCCCAAGCACCAAUUGGGAAAGACUGUCAAGCUACAGAACACAGGUCUCCCUUCGUUCGGAACUUAUUUGGUGGACAAGAAAUUGCGAGAGGCUAAACUCAAGAAAGAAACAGCUGCCAAUAAAGAUACAGUUACUGAAACUACUAAAAGGCAACUGCUGUCUCCGAAGCAAGUGAGAGGAGUGCCUAGAGUCAAUGAUUUGAUCGGAAAAGCUCUGGACCGAAUCGGAAACUGGUACGAAUUGAGUAGUAAGGAGCAGGUGGUGGCCCUGAUAGACGAAGACAUGUGCAUCAAUUGUGGCAAGUGCUACAUGGCCUGCAACGACUCUGGCUACCAGGCCAUCUCUUUCGACCCCCAAACACACCUGCCCAAGGUGACCGAUGACUGCACCGGCUGUACCCUAUGCGUGAGUGUAUGUCCAAUCAUAGACUGCAUCACCAUGGUCCAUAGAGAGGGGCCAUACAUUCCCAAGAGAGGAGUGCCCAUACAAGACCACACAAAUGACCACGAACAGCGACAGGUGUCGAAUGGAGUAAAAACCAGCGUGGAAAAUGGAGUGGUCAAAUUAGCCGAAUGUCAGUAGAUCGAAUUUAUGAUCUGGAAUUACUAGAUAAAUUCUAAUGUAUUACUAGAUUCAGCUAGAGUUAACCAUAUUUUUGUUCGCCAAAACUUUGUUUCAAGCUGAUAUAGCUUGGAGACUAUUAUUAGCGAUGACUUCAUUAAUGAUGAAUUGGUUUAUUAUUUGGUUACUUAAUUAAAAUGAAUUUGGCUAUUCUAUUCUGACUGAUCAUGCAACAGAUCAAUCAAUGUAUUCAAUCUAGAUGCGAUUUAGUAAUUAGUUGAUGGUUGUCUGAUUUAAUCGCUGCGUUCUAUGUUAUUAACUGAAUAUCCAAUUUGCUUAAAUAUUUAAUUUCAAUAUAUAAUGUGUUUUUGUGUUAAGUGUGGUGUACAUUGCUGAUUUAAAUUAUUCGGACAAAACGAUCAAAACUUGAGAAAAAUGCG